Messenger RNA from Acanthoscelides obtectus, 903 nucleotides. NCBI's taxonomy places the organism in Eukaryota, Metazoa, Arthropoda, Insecta, Coleoptera, Chrysomelidae. The record is from the annotation of a GenBank genome assembly.
AUGGAACUCAACCAAGAACAUUUUCGCGCCAUAAUUUAUUACAACUUUCAGAGACAAUUAUCGCAACAAUGCCUGACGCCACAUCAGUUGACAAUUUCCCGUUGGUAUGAAGAAUUCAAACGUGGACGGGUGAGUCUUAGCGACGAUCCCAGGGUGGGUGCACCAAAAACGGCAGUCACCCAGGAAAACGUCGAUGCUGUGCGCAAACUCAUCAUUGAAGAUAGACAUGUGACAUAUCGCGAGAAUGAGGCGUCCUUGAAGAUCUUAAAGACCUCAAUUCAAAAAAUUUUACAUGAAGAAUUAGGAGUAAGAAAAUUAGUUUCUCGUUGGACAUCCCACCUGUUGACUGAACACCAGAAAGCAGCCAGAGCUAAUUUUUGUCAAAAAACGCUUGACCGUUUCAAUUCCGGAAACUCAAAAAAUGUGUACAGCAUUGUUAGUGGUGAUGAAUCAUGGAUGCACUGUUAUGAACGAGAAAAGAAACGACAGUCGGCUGUUUGGGUGUUCCAAGCGGGUCAUAUUGCAACAAUUCCUCUUAAUGAGCAAAGAACUGUUACUGCGGAUUGGUAUACCACCAUUUGUUUGCCAAAAGUCAUCACCGAGCUUCGAAAAAUCAACCCCGGAAGAAGAAUCAUCCUCCACCAAGACAAUGCAAGCUCCCACACAGCCCAAAAAACAAGGCAGUAUUUAACGGAAGAAAACGUGGAACUAUUUUACCAUCCUCCAUAUAGUCCAGAUCUAAGUUCUAACGAUUUCUUUACUUUCCCGAAAAUUAAAAACAGACUGCGUGGUCGAAGGUACCAGUCACCAGAAGAAGCAGUUGACGCAUUCAAAAAUGCCGUUUUGGAUCUGCCAGCAAACAUGUGUAUUAAUCUUCGUGGAGAAUACUUCGAAAGACAAUAA